This is a messenger RNA of Metarhizium brunneum ARSEF 3297, 465 nucleotides long. RefSeq names its product Protein mago nashi 2 (gene MAGO2). Gene Ontology annotation, biological process: RNA splicing. The record is from RefSeq and is a predicted model, not a curated record. NCBI's taxonomy places the organism in Eukaryota, Fungi, Ascomycota, Sordariomycetes, Hypocreales, Clavicipitaceae. Gene Ontology annotation, cellular component: nucleus; exon-exon junction complex.
AUGUCUGCGACGAGCGAACCUUUCUAUCUCCGAUACUACGCUGGGCAUAUGGGUAGGUUCGGGCAUGAAUUCCUUGAGUUCGAUUUCAGAGUUGUGGGAGAUGGAAGAAGUGCAGUUGCGAGAUACGCGAACAACUCCAACUACAGGAACGAUAGUCUCAUUCGCAAAGAAAUGUGUGUAAGCUCAUCUAUUGUGGAAGAGAUAAAACGCAUUAUCAAAACGAGCGAAAUUAUCAAAGAGGAUGAUUCCAAGUGGCCACAGAAGAACAAAGAUGGCCGCCAAGAAUUGGAAAUCAGACUUGGGAACGACCAUAUUUCAUUCGAGACCGCCAAGAUAGGAUCAUUAGUCGACGUGACCGAGUCCGCCGAUCCCGAAGGCUUACGAGUUUUCUAUUAUCUGGUUCAAGAUCUGAAAGCACUUGUCUUCAGUCUAAUAGCACUUCAUUUCAAAAUCAAGCCUAUAUAA